ACAUCAAAACCUGGAACGAAGAACCACUAAAAGAGAAGUGGACUGGUCCCCAUCAGGUACUGCUAACCACCUUUACAGCAGUCAAAGUGGCUGGAGUGGAACCCUGGAUACACUACACACGUGUGAAGAAGGUCCCUCGUGGAGUCCAGUCGUGGGCUGUAGAAACUUUUGGACCAACAAAGCUGAGGCUGAAACGUCUGUAACUGUUCAAAUGGUAUUGGUAACUGUGCUCAUGCUCUUCCUGUGGGUAAUGUUAAUUUCAUGGAUACUAAUGUCACCAGUAGGGAUUGCUGUUACUUUGGGAUAUGGGAUACAGAAGGGUCAACUAACAACUCUUCAUUCUAGAAUGAAGAGAGAGAUACAGGCCACCACCAAAAUGACCCUGCAAAAUCGUUUGGCUUUAGAUAUGUUACUUUUGAAAGAACACGGAGUGUGUGGAUAUUUAAAGGGACAAAUUGACCAUUGUUGCAUCCACAUCCCAAAUGUAACUGCAGAUGUAGAACAUGACAUCAGUCAGUUAAAACAAAUAGAGCAUGAGGCACAAAAGGAACAAAAGGAUUUAGCUACUAGCUGGUUGGGUAAUAUCACCGUGGAGGCCCAACCAGGAACACAGACUGGGGACACAGAUCUGGGUGCAACAAGAGCAGCAGGGCAGAAGACCCUGCCCUUAGUUUAUUUUUCCAUUAUAUACCUGUGGCAAGGUGACCAUGGAUUGGAGAAGGGUAUCGCCACCUCUCCUGUCACAUUGGUCCAGGAGGCUGUCAUUCAACCUCCCCUUGUCUUGGAGAAAGUAUUCAUAACAUUGCCAAUAUUUACAAAACAUGGUCCUGUGUUUACAAUUCACCAGCGUGAGAAACUGCACGUUUCUCCUUUAAUAUGA
Molecule: messenger RNA, 880 nt
Organism: Prinia subflava (tawny-flanked prinia)
Lineage: Eukaryota; Metazoa; Chordata; Aves; Passeriformes; Cisticolidae
Exons: 2
Coding region: 212-880 (222 amino acids)
Source: RefSeq, a predicted model, not a curated record